GGGAUUUGAUCAACAGAUCAUUAUCUUGACACGCUCAGGACCAUCGCAGGUAUGGCGGAAGAGCGUCAUCUGGGUGUGGCAAUUGUGAUCGGCGUGACCGGCAUCAAUGGGAACAGCAUCUGCCGCAAGCUCCUGGAGCAGGGAUCCUGGCAAGUCUACGGCACGGGGCGCCGCGAUCGCCCCGACUGGCUGCCGACCGAAGUGAGCUACGUGCAGCUGGAUCUGCUGGAUCAGGUGGAUGUGCAGACCAAGCUGUCACCGCUCAAGAACCGCAUCACGACUCUCUUCUGGGCGGCCUGGAUCCCCAUGAAAACGGAGGAGGAGAACUGCGAUGCGAAUGGGACGAUCUUCCGCAACACCCUCGACGCUCUGCUUCCAGGCGUGCUCCGCCAUAUCUGCCUGACCACGGGGGCGAAGCACUACCUGGGGCCAUUCGAUCGGUGGAGGGAUGUGAUGCCCGCGGAGGCUCCGUUCCGGGAAGACUAUCCCAGGCUUCCGGUCCCCAACUUCUACUACGUCCAGGAGGAUCUCCUGUUCGACAGGGUGAAGCAGCACCCGCAUCUCACAUAUUCGAUCCACCGGCCCAGCGCCAUCUUCGGAUUCGCGCCCAGGAGCUAUAUGAAUUGCAUCCUGGCGCUGGUCGUUUACGCCGCGAUCUGCAAGCGCGACAAGCUGCCAUUCCGAUUCUUCGGGAGCAGGGCGACAUGGGAGGGCCUGACGUGUGCAUCCGAUGCGGAUCUGAUUGCCGAGCAGGAGAUCUGGGCUGCCACGCAUCCGGCUGCCAAGAACCAGGCGCUCAAUAUCACCAACGGGGAUGUGUUCAAAUGGAAGCACGUCUGGGCUGUGAUCGCGGACGAGAUGGGGGUGGAUCCUGUCCCGUUCGACGGCGAGAGCUUCAACCUGGAGAGUCUGAUGAAGGGGAGAGAUGGGGCCUGGGAUGCGCUUGUGCGCGAGCAUAAGCUGCUGCCCACAAAGUUUCAAGAUGUUGGGCAGUUUUGGUUCCUGGAUACAAUGUUCGAGCGUGCAGUGGAGAACUUGAGCAACAUGAACAAGAGCAAGGAGCUCGGGUUUCUGGGAUUUCGAAACAGCGAGAAGUCUGUGCGGCACUGGAUCCAGGUGCUCAAGGCGGAAAAGAUCGUGCCUUAGUUCUGUGGUCGCAGGAGUUGCGUUCUGUCCCCAUAUAACUUUGUGAAAGACCAUCUACGUGGUGUUUCUCUCAGGAACCCUAAACCCUUUGAUUCCAGAUGCAUGAUCUUUUUAUUUCUCUUUUUGUUCUUAGGCUACCGACAAUCAAUGCUGGUAAAGUUUUUGGGCAAUAAGGAAAUAAUGAAGUAUUGAGUCUUCGUUAUUUCUUUUGCAGGUGUUUAUGCUUUCAAAAGUGUCCGAGGAAAGAUUCAGAAAGACGCGUUUCAUUUUCCGAAGGAUCGUUUCUCAACCUUGGAAGCGACCUCGAGCGCCUCCACAGCGAAACCUGCUUUCUAAAGAGCUAGGAGAGGAAGUCAUAGUGAAAAAAUGAUUUCUUAGGCGCCUUUGUUCUCAAAGAAGAACCUGGUGCUCGCUAGAUGGCCUGGGAGAGGAAUUGUUCUCAGAAGCACCCGUUGCUGAGGUUCGUUCAUGACACUCGAACCAAAAAUGGUACGUAUUAUCUGUUGAAGAAUAACGGGUUGCAAGUUGUCUGUUAAACUUCAAUUAGAAAGCAAUUGUCAGUUAUUUUAUAAAAUGAUUAAAAAAACUGAUCAGAUGCAA
This is a messenger RNA of Selaginella moellendorffii, 1746 nucleotides long. Its product is annotated as 3-oxo-Delta(4,5)-steroid 5-beta-reductase. The transcript has 2 exons. Lineage: Eukaryota; Viridiplantae; Streptophyta; Lycopodiopsida; Selaginellales; Selaginellaceae. The record is from RefSeq and is a predicted model, not a curated record. Bases 52 to 1146 code for a protein of 364 amino acids.